Molecule: messenger RNA, 2753 nt
Organism: Sphaeramia orbicularis (orbiculate cardinalfish)
Lineage: Eukaryota; Metazoa; Chordata; Actinopteri; Kurtiformes; Apogonidae
Gene: lhfpl3
Product: LHFPL tetraspan subfamily member 3
Exons: 4
Coding region: 551-1240 (229 amino acids)
Biological process (GO): sensory perception of sound
Cellular component (GO): plasma membrane
Source: RefSeq, a predicted model, not a curated record
GGUUGGCCCUGUCUCCUCCAACUCUAAUUCAGUAGGAUCUCAGCUGCUGUUGGUCUGUCAUCGUCGAGCACAGACGGACCACAGACUUCAGCAUCUCCCAGUGAUUCCCGGAGCUCAGCCUCUUACCCACAGACCGCACUGUCUGUGGGAAUAGCAGCCUCCAGGUCCGGACAUGUUCAGUAACCGAAGGACUGUCGGAUAAAUGACGGGCUGCUGGAUGCAGAGGAUGGAUUACUGAAGCUCCGGAUUUGUUUUGUCGAGCGCACAUUUUCCGAGGUUGGCUCCGUUUUAGAGUAAUGAAUGAAACCCAGAGGACAACACACAAUCCGACCUGGUCUUGGAUGUGAGUGCUGUGAUGCUGUGGCUACAACUGUGACUGAAUGAAUGCGUAAAGGCUGUUUUUUUUUUUUUUUUUUUUUUUUUUUUGCAAACAGCGACAAGGAGAAGAAGUUGCGCGAAUGCCUUCCUUGCUCCGAUGCUGCAGAUGUUAGUUUGGUGAAGACGUAUUCUGAUAGUAAAUCCGAGCAGUCCCCUCCAUCCAGACCAGAGGAUGGUCCCCGGGGCUCCCAGUACCACCACCACCAUGCUGCCCGCCUCCGAGGCUGCCAAGAUCUACCAGACCAACUACGUGCGUAACUCCCGAGCCAUCGGUGUCCUGUGGGCCAUCUUCACCAUCCUCUUCGCCAUCGUCAAUGUGGUGUGCUUCAUCCAGCCGUACUGGAUCGGAGACGGCGUGGACACCCCUCAGGCGGGUUACUUCGGGCUGUUCCACUACUGCAUCGGGAACGGGCUGUCCCGGGACUUGACCUGUCAGGGUAGCUUCACCGAGUUCAGCUCCAUCCCCUCUGGUGCGUUCAAGGCCGCCUCCUUCUUCAUCGGUAUGUCCAUGGUGCUGGUCCUCACAUGCAUCGGCUGCUUUGCGCUCUUCUUCUUCUGCAGCACCGGGACCGUGUACAAGAUCUGCGGCUGGAUGCAGCUGGCGGCAGGUACAUGUCUGAUUCUGGGCUGCAUGAUCUACCCAGACGGCUGGGACAGUGAUGAGGUGAAGCGGAUGUGUGGUGAGCAGACGGAUAAGUACACGCUGGGGGCCUGCUCGGUGCGCUGGGCCUACAUCCUGGCUAUCAUGGGCAUCAUGGACGCGCUCAUUCUCUCCUUCCUGGCCUUUGUCCUGGGAAACCGCCAGGACAGUCUGAUGUCUGAGGAGCUGCUGGGAGACAAGAGCGGAAACAAUGCCAUAUAAUACCUGGAAUAUUAAGGAAUUCACACAGGCCUUGCUGCCUUCACUGAUGUUACUUCAGGAUCCAGCUUCCCUGUCCUGGUCCAGCUUGUGGCUCUGAUGCAGAGCUGAUAUGUGGGGAAAGAACCGAUCAGAGAUGAAGAAGAAGAGGAGGAUUUAACCUUGGAGGAGACCAGGAUGCCUUUUGUCCUUUUUGACAGCCCCCUUUGUAACAUAGCCUUCUCAUUCCUCUCAAACUGCUUUUUUUUUUAGCAGGAUGAAUUGUUACUGUUAAAAAAAAAAAGAAAAAAAAAGAAAAGAAAAGAGACAGACUGGCCUGUGUUGGUACAUCAUUGUAUCAUCUUAUCUGAACUGUUGGAACGAUGUGGGGACAGCUGGCAGGGCAACAGGCUCAGAAGACAUGUUUCACUCUCGGAAACAUCCUUCAUGUGUUAAUUCAGCUCCGAGACACUUGUUGGAGGAAAAAAAAAAACACAGCGGAGGGGUGGACGCUCAGAUCGAAUCACAUCAGGACAAAUUAAGCAGACUUUGACCGACACAAAUAAGAACUUAACAGACUGGAGGUCAAAGCUGUCACAUCUUCUUUCUUAUCAAGUCAACAGCGUAGUACAGCAGAGUCCCUUCAGUUUGAUUUGACACUUAGUGACCUUUGCAGAACGGGUGAAAACAGAGAAGAAACCACUGCAAUGUAGAAGAACAGAGGGAAGAGUGCAGUUUGUUAUACAGUAAUUAAAUGUUUGAUGUGAUAGAACCAAAAGGUAGUAAUUAGAGGUUUUACUGGUGAAAACAAUGAAAACAGAUUAAAAAUAAAGUGCACUAAAUAGGAGAAAAAAUCAAUUGUACUAAGUCUAUAAUCUCUGUAUAGAUGUGUUGAUUAUGUUCCUGUACUUCGUCUCGACUUGUACACUUUGAUAUGUCAAGCUAUUGGUCCAUUAUUAGUGUGUGCCAUACAGUAUUUUGUAUUCUCACAGUAUUGUGGAACACUAAAGUGCAUAAGAUGAGCUGUACUGAUCUGAACUAUGGUUGGAUAAGAUUUACUCUUUGGUGACUGUUGUAUCUUUUUAGUUUCCGUCCUACUUUACUGUCACCUAAAACUAAAACCUCAUAACACACAGUAGGGACUAACAACAAUAAAUCUGCUGACAGAACAACCAAAAACAUGUUUCCAACUAACUACGGUAGUUUUGGUGUCACACUGCGGCGUUUUCCUUGUGAACGUGCCUCCAUUGAUAUUAUCUCUGUUACUUUAGCUGUUACCAUGAAGACCUGAAGGAGUCCUUUUUAUGUGUUUUUCUCUCCAGGCCAGAAAAAAGGGUAAAAUAAGGACUCCCUGUGUUUUCCUCACCCUGUCAUUAAGCUCCUAACACCUGACCAGACAGCGAUAAACAUGAUGAGCCCUUUCCUUUGUCUGCAUGGGUUGAUUCAGACGGCCUACUGUUGAACCAGAGAGACAUGUAAAUUUCACACCACAACACAUCUUGUGAGAGAAUAAAAAGAUGACAAACACCAAGUGAAA